Molecule: messenger RNA, 786 nt
Organism: Malassezia sympodialis ATCC 42132
Lineage: Eukaryota; Fungi; Basidiomycota; Malasseziomycetes; Malasseziales; Malasseziaceae
Gene: RPS4A
Product: 40S ribosomal protein eS4
Biological process (GO): translation
Cellular component (GO): cytosolic small ribosomal subunit; ribosome
Molecular function (GO): RNA binding; structural constituent of ribosome
Source: RefSeq, a predicted model, not a curated record
AUGGUUCGCGGACCGAAGCACCACCUGAAGCACCUUGCUGCCCCUAGCUCGUGGAUGCUGGACAAGCUGUCCGGCACCUACGCCCCGCGCCCGAGCACCGGUCCUCACAAGCUCCGUGAGGCUCUUCCUCUGGUGAUUCUGCUGCGCAACCGCUUGAAGUACGCCCUCACUGGCCGUGAGGUGCAGUCCAUCACGAUGCAGCGCAUCAUCAAGGUCGACAACAAGAUCCGUACGGACCCGACCUACCCGACCGGCUUCCAGGACGUCGUGUCGAUUGACAAGUCGGGCGAGCACUUCCGCAUCCUCUACGAUGUGAAGGGCCGCUUCGUUGUGCACCGCAUCACCGCUGAGGAGGCUCAGUACAAGCUGCUGAAGGUGAAGCGCGUCCAGCUGGGUGCCAAGGGCGUGCCGCAGAUCGUGACCCACGACGGCCGCACUCUCCGUUACCCCGACCCGCUCGUGCGCGUCAAUGACACCGUCAAGUAUGACCUGGUGAACCAGAAGAUGGUCGACUUUAUCAAGUUCGACACCGGCGCGCAGGUCAUGGUGACGGGUGGCCGCAACAUUGGCCGUGCUGGCCAGCUGAUCCACGUGGAGCGUCACCACGGUGGCUUUGACAUUGUGCACAUCCGCGACCCUGCCGGCCGUGAGUUCUCGACGCGUCUCAGCAACAUUUUCGUCAUUGGCGACAGCGAGAAGCGCUGGAUCUCGAUGCCCCGUGGCGGUGGUGUCAAGCUUACCAUCACUGAGGAGCGUGACCUGCGCCGCAAGCAGCGCGAGGAGUAA